Molecule: messenger RNA, 657 nt
Organism: Penicillium atrosanguineum
Lineage: Eukaryota; Fungi; Ascomycota; Eurotiomycetes; Eurotiales; Aspergillaceae
Exons: 2
Coding region: 1-657 (218 amino acids)
Source: RefSeq, a predicted model, not a curated record
AUGGUACUAGGGGUCGUCAUGAUUGCGGCCAUGAUGCCGACAAUGAUCGGUCUGAAUGAAGCUACUCAAGGGAGUCGACAACAAGAGGAAGACCGAUUGAGCAACAAGCGCAAGGCGCGCACCCACCUCGUGGCCACAGUGUCAUUAAGCCAGGGCACGCAGGAGCAACGGCAGCAGAUUCACAAUGCCACGGUGCAAGUGGGUCGAGACGGGAAACUCUAUAUCACCAAAGAGCCAGCUUCCACCAUGGUCCCAUACAAUGGCGGAUUCUACACACAUCCAGAAUUCCCGCCCGAUAAUACAUCCGGGCUAGUGACCAUCAGUGGGGAGGAGUCUCCAACUCUCCGCUGGGUGUUCCUGGAUGUGAACACGCAUGAGCUGCGUUGGGGUGGGCGUCCCGAUAGUGAGGGCCACGUAUGUGGACCCUUCGACUGGUCCAAAGACGAGACGUACGUGACGUUGGAGGGCUGGGAGGGCUGGCUGGCUGUACGGCUGCCGGAGGAUGACACCCAGGAACGUACAAAUCAAGAGCUAGGGAUCGACGAGGGGCGCGGAGUCUGGCGAUUGUACUUUGAUCAUAAUGACGACGGAGCUGAUCUGCCACCCGGCGCUCAGGGACUUGAGAUUCGGCUGAAGCGAGUGACGGCGCAGUCAUGA